Messenger RNA from Spirometra erinaceieuropaei, 4913 nucleotides. Lineage: Eukaryota; Metazoa; Platyhelminthes; Cestoda; Diphyllobothriidea; Diphyllobothriidae. The record is from the annotation of a GenBank genome assembly.
AUGCGCAUCUACAAAACCUGCGGUAGACAACCGCCAGAUGCACCACACCACCACAUCUUCCCUCACCUGCAUCACACAACACCAUCACCCACCACAGACAUUCAAUUGCCAACCCUCACGCAAGUGGGAAGUGUGCAUCUCGGUAGCGUCUCCAUGCGCCUUCUCUGCCGCAUGCAUAAUCCUAACCGGAAGACUGUCACGGUGCGUCAAGCACCGUAGCCUGGAAGGCUGCUGACUGACGUCACAAUUCAGUCCAGACACAGUCAGCCCAGUUGUGUGAGUGUGCAUGUGGAGUGGCGGACAGGUGGGCUGAGAGCCAGACUGAAGCGGCUCCCUCCUAACGUGACCUACGGCACUCUCGCGCAUGUGAGAUGAACGCCGCUCAACCCCCGUUGUGUGUGCUGGCGGGGCGAGGUCGCGCGUGUGACGCACUCGACCAUGUCAGUCACCGCGUCCAUCCCCCGCACCUGUCUACUGACCGGCUCGGACAGUGACUGGGGCCUGGGGAUGAUACCAGAGAGUGAGGCCGACGACUCAGCGCAUCUACCUCACUAUAAACAAUCUGACGCACUUGAAGCUUUCACGGCGCACUGCGAACCGUGGCUUGGACGGUUGUCAACUGACGGGAUAACUUGGACCUCGCAGUCGGCCCAAUGUUGUGUGUUUGUGUGGUGCGGCCGUCUGGUAGUCUAGCAGUCAGGCUGCAAUGGUUUCUUUUUAAUGUGGCCUUUAUGGCAUUCUCGCUGUGUGGAUACCAGUUGGGUGCCGGCGGCACACCUAGGCGCGGCUUCGGCCGCGCCAGCCCCUAUUAUUUUGUCGUUGUUGGUUAAAAUCCUGGUCAUUUGCUUUGUGGACCAGGGGACAGUGGAGUGGGGCGCCGAGGUACCGGAUCGACUUAGCCAUUCACCUGCGCCCUCCCCUGCUUCCGGGCUUCUUGAUUAUGUCUUGACACCGAAUCUGGUGGGGGAGGAGGAGAUAGUGUGGCAGAUGAAUCGCAAGCCUACAUUCCCUAUAAACGAAUUCACGCACAAGUCGUCGUCCUUUCUCUACCUCGCUGUGGUGCAUACGGUGGACAUCGUCGGAAACGGCGGUCGGACUGUCGUGCAUUGGGUUUGGGAAAAGAUAUCUGACAACUCUAUCGAUGGACGUCCAGCCAGACAGUCACCGAAGAUCUGAAAACAGGAUGUGAAGGUGUUUAUUUAAAAAACGUAGCCAUGGCACUGGCCAUCCAGAGUAAGUGCAUGGGGCUUUCUUUACUUACAAGACAGUCUGUUUCCUAUCUUUCACAGGGGCCGUAACAUUUCACGAGACACAACCUUUGCCGUGUCGACAGCUGAUUAACAUGACCAAGGACACUAGGCAUUGAAACUCAAACAGGUGUGGCAACGGACUAUUUCAGCACUCUGAGUAGUAGGCAGGUUAAAAUCAACAUUAAGUAAGACAGGUUAAAUUGAAGUGAUCGUAUUUCACCUAAUACUUUCCAUUUACGAGAGUGAAAGAAAGAGAUGAAUGUAUAUGAAUUUGAAAUGAAGGAAAAUACAGAUAGAUUCGCCGAACGUUUAGCAGUUCGCAAACAUAUAAACACUAAUUGCGUGAAUGGAAAAACCUGUGACAACGAAUCGCCGACGAGUGAUUUUCCAUGCGUGCAAUACCAAACCGGAAAUCGAGACUUUCAUCAGCUCCCACUUAGAAAAUAUGUUAAUUGAUUAUUUUGUUAUAACUAAAAUAGUGUUUACGGCACCGUGCAUGCCAAAGUGGAGACUUAUAGAAAAAUCAUCACAGAUUGCAGUUUAAAGGAUGGACCAUGUUCAAAUGCAAAUGUGUUAAAUUCGGAAUUAUUAAAAGAGAGGAGGAUCCGCCUUAUUUUAGAAGCAUAAUUGACAAAUUACUGAAGAUACAAAAAUAUUUACACAGUUAGGAACAUCUGUUACAGGGGCGCUCCAAGUUCUAGCUUCUUUAUUUCCUUCUCUUCGCGCGUAAGACAGCGUGCCAAGAAUGGCAACACUGAAUGGUGAUGUUCCGAUGCAUGGCAGGAGAUAUGUCGAAAGUCACUGCGCAUGGGGUAAAAGGAUGUCGUAGAGAUUAGUUCAGAAUUUAGGAGGUAGGCACCGUCACCUAGAAUUCGACCAGCAAAUUGCUUGACGGUUUUGAAAUGUCGUUUAUUGAAAAUAUCAACCAAAAGGACCUAAGAAACACCGGCAGCAGAAGAGGGCAUUCGGAGAACUCGUUUUAAAAGAAACAGCUAUUUAGAAUGCUAUUACCGACAAAGACAAUGGAGACUGGAAUGGUCACUUCUGGCUUAUUAGUUAUCGUCAGCCAGCCAUACCCAACCCUGAAGUCUGGAACAUCCGAAGCUUGAACUCGCGACCUUCUAGUUAGAGGUUUCGCCUCUAACCACUGGGCCACGAGCCCGCUGCCCUGUCAGUUUCGAUCGGGAAUAUACUAUGGUAGGGGGCGCUCACCGAUCGUUCUUACUGAACUUACUCGUUCCGUUGUGCCUUAUAGUCUCUCUCUCGAGCCCAGCCAGCAGCAACACAGUGGCGCAUGAUAUAGGAAGAAUGCCCUCCCUUGUCUUUGUCGGUAAUAGCAUUCUGCCUAUAUUAUGCGCCGCUGUGCGGCUGCUGGUUGGGCUCGAGAGAUAGCCUUUAAGGCACAACGGAACGAGUGAGUUCCGUAAGAACGAUCGGUGAGCGUUCCCUACCAUUAAGGAGGCUAAGCCGACUAAAACGUUUGACAGGUCGACACACGCACAAGGAGCAGACGCAACUGCGAAAGCGUGACCAACAACCACAUUGUUUGCAUACUUAGCUAUCAGACAGUUGUUUAGGGGUCUUAGAUCAUCAUUGUGGAUGGAGAUAAGGGAUAAAAUGAUACCUCGAAGAACUCCACAGUCACUGGAAAGGACUGCAGAUUUCCGUUUGCUGGACUGGACAAAUUGAGUGCAGGAAGUAAAGUAAUAACCGACCCAAGAGACGACUCAGCUUGUAGAGUCGUACGCAGAUGUUUUGACAAGGCGAAGAUGGCGUGGGACGGUAUUAGAGGCAGACAAGUAGUCAAGAAAAUCAUAUGCGUGUGCACGGUAACACUUAUCAAGUUCUUUUAGGGCCGAGUGGACCACAAGAACAACAGCAUCUAGAGUAUCAUAUUUGGCUUUAUACGCAAAUUGCAAAGGAUCGGAAACACCGGAAGAAAAUGGCUCUAUAAUAUCGAGUACAACUCGUUCAACAAGCUUCAGUAUUGCGAAAGAACUGGCAAUUGGACGAAAAGAUGUAGCACAAAAAUUAGCGGUUUUAAGGAAUAUGACUGAUUCGUAAUGUACACCAAGCGUCAGGAAUCUUAGAUUACAUGAAAAAUGUGCUAAUAAGGUGGGUUAAAACAGGGACUAUCUGAGAAUCACAAAAUUUAAGGCGAAAAGUUAAGACACCACCCGGCCCGUCAGCUAUUGAUUCGCAGACCUUUUUAAGGCGUUUCUCUACUCGUGCCAGAGAUACAGGUGAGAAGACACAUUGUAGUUAGAAAAUGCUGCUUGAAGGAGGAUCAGAGCCUUUGUGACUAAAGAUAAUACUUUUAAGGGAGUCAACAUCAGUAUCCACAUGUUUCAGUGUGCUCCGAUGGUCAGUGCGAUGCUUGUAAUUCCCAAGAGGAGCGGAGAGACGAGUCCCAGGACGCAGCCGUGAAGAAGGAUACACGAUCGCUGUAACAAGAACUUUAGUUGCUUGACGUUUCGGAUCCCUGCCCGAAACGAUCAUCAGUGACUAUAGCAGAUUAUGAGUUCGGGCAGGAAUCUGAGACUACAAGCAAAUAAAGCUCUUGUUACAGCGAUCGUGUCUUCUUCUUCAAAUUUCGGCAGUGGAGGGAGGAAAAGAAGGGACGCGGCGGCAUGAGCUUGACAAGAGUUUAGAUGGAAACUAUCCUCCCCCUUCCCCUCCUUGCGCCUUUACCAAUGUCAGCAUUAUUUCUAGUGACAGUUUACAAGCCAGGCCUAUGUUAAUUCGCGUAUUUAGUAAGUCUUUAUGGAAGGUAGAGCCUACCCGUCGACCAUGUAAUGCCCUCAGCGAUGAUCGCACCGAAAGGACAUAUGGCUCACAAAGGCAGACGAAAAUGGAGUUGGCUUCUCAGGUACGUCAUUAAUCGAAUUUACCAGAUGUCGUUUAGAGCACGAGACUGUCAGGGUUUUGGGUCUCAGCAAUUAAUAAAUUUGACUUUUUUCCGGGCUGAAGGAUGCACCCAUUUCCUGGAAGGCAAUUUAGAGCUGGUUAGUGAAUUUUCCCACCAAGGAUAAUUGCUCAGCUUCCUUCACCACAUAUCUGCAAAGAUACACUGCAGAACUGGUGAGAACGUUUAAACUAGUGGCAUUUUCUAUCCCAUAUUUAACAUGUGUCUGGGAUAUAUAUCGUCCUAGUUUUAAAAGAGGUCUGCUCAAAAGUAGCUUACUUGGGGAUUUCCUGAGAAAUCAUUUUAAGGGCUCUCUCCUUGGUUUAUCUGUCAAACUGUACCCUAUCUGCCUUCAAAUGUAGUCUACAACCUAAUGCGUCUCAACAUUUCCCACGAAACGUUCUCUUUUAUUGGUAUAGCGCAACAAGUGUUGAUAGAGUUGGCAGGAGACGUUUCACAGUAAUGGUGGCGGAGUUUUGUCGCGCAAGAUGCCCUUGAGCAGCAUGCUUCUGGCGAAUGCGUAAAAUAGAGUGGAAUAAGAGUGGGAACAAAAAGACGAUGAUGAUGAUGAUGAUGAUGAUGAUGAUGAUGAUGAUGAUGAUGAUGAUGAUGAUGAUGAUGAUGAUGAUGAUGAUGAUGAUGAUGAUGAUGAUGAUGAUGAUGAUGAUGAUGAUGAUGAUGAUGAUGAUGAUGAUGAUGAUGAUGAUGAUGAUGACGACGACGACGACGGGGAUGAAUCACACACCUUAGAAACCUAG